Phymastichus coffea is the source of this 1207-nucleotide messenger RNA. Its product is annotated as RCC1 domain-containing protein 1. The record is from RefSeq and is a predicted model, not a curated record. The coding region runs from base 146 to 1207 and encodes 353 amino acids. NCBI's taxonomy places the organism in Eukaryota, Metazoa, Arthropoda, Insecta, Hymenoptera, Eulophidae. The transcript is spliced from 6 exons.
UUGAAAUUCAAUUCACAAACCAUAGUGUAAAUGCGUGUUCAAGUUUUAAAUUCAAGUUAUAAAGCUGAAGUGAUAUUAUGCAGAGUCUAUGAUUGUAUAAACGUUAUUAAAGUAGAAUUGUUUUUGAAAUCGUCGUAGCAACACAAUGUCAAAAAUUUAUGUGUCAGGCUUGAAUGCAAAUAAAAUUGUCUUGGUCAAUAAAUACGAUGAUGAAGAAUCGAUAACAGUGAGUGAUAAAUUUCUUUCAAUACCAGAUGAAGAAAUUACUAAUAUCGACAUUGGUUGGGAUUAUUAUCUUAUUUGGAAAAAUAAUAAUGUCUAUAUAACUGGAAAAAUUGUAAAUAGUAAUGAUAUUCUUGUAAACAAGUUACUUCAAAUACCACAAUGUUCUGAUCAUAAAUUCAAACAGGUUAUUGCAGGAUCUGAGAAAAUAACAGUUUUGGUAGAUAAUUAUGACAUAUGGCUGUACAAUAUUUACUCCGAUACUUGGGAAAUAGUUCCGUCAACAUUCAUUCUCAACUCGUGCGAAAACGAUAAAGAGUAUGUCAUUAAAAUUUCUCAAGGCCGAUGCACUGUAGGCUUGACGAAUUUCGGCCGUGUCUUUAAUAUUCCAAUAUCUCUGAAUAACCCUGAUGAAAUCAAGUUCGUUGACAUUGCUUGCGGAUAUAAUCAUACACUGUUACUUGCAGAAAACGGUGAUAUAUACUCGACAGGAAUGGGAACGCGGGGAGAAUUAGGACAUGGUGAUUUAGAAGAUUGCGACGAGCCUAAACUAAUAGAAGCGUUAGCUGGUUUAAAAGUUAUACACAUUUCAACUUACGGUUGGCAUAGUGCUGUUGUAACAGAUCAAGGUGAUUUGUAUACUUGGGGAUGGAAUAAUCAAGGACAGCUUGGACAACCAAAUAUUGAGAACGUACUAGCUGUGCCUACUCUAGUAGAUUUAAAAGAUUCCACUCAAAAAGAGAUUGAAUUAAAUGUUAUCAAAGCCGAAUGUGGAAGUGCAUUCACCAUUUGCCAAACUGAUAAUGGAAAUCUAUGGGGUUGUGGAUCAAAUAAGUACGGCCAACUAGGUAUAUCUAGAAAUAAAUUAACGAUGUCAAAAGAGUUUAUUUUGUUAGAAUUCGAUGAUCCAAUAGGAAAAAUCGUUGAUUUUAAGUGUAGAGAGUGGAGUACUUUCGUACGAACUAUAGUUAAUAAAACAGUCUAA